Messenger RNA from Contarinia nasturtii (swede midge), 3024 nucleotides. RefSeq names its product ER degradation-enhancing alpha-mannosidase-like protein 3 (gene Edem2). The transcript has 12 exons. Gene Ontology annotation, cellular component: membrane; endoplasmic reticulum. Gene Ontology annotation, biological process: carbohydrate metabolic process; mannose trimming involved in glycoprotein ERAD pathway; endoplasmic reticulum mannose trimming. Gene Ontology annotation, molecular function: mannosyl-oligosaccharide 1,2-alpha-mannosidase activity; calcium ion binding. Lineage: Eukaryota; Metazoa; Arthropoda; Insecta; Diptera; Cecidomyiidae. The coding region runs from base 406 to 2787 and encodes 793 amino acids. The record is from RefSeq and is a predicted model, not a curated record.
GAAAAUAAUCAGCUGUGUACACUUGUAAAUUAUUGGGAGUGUUGGCAAAAUCGUAAUUUUUUUUUUGUCUUGAAUAAAUUGUGUCGACGAAUAAAGAAAAUGUAUUGGUUUCCUUUCGUGGUGACGAGUAGAUAGUUUUAAGUGUUCUACUCUAAUUUGUUCCGUGUCACGUUCAGUGUCAGUUGUGAACAGGUUUUUUGUUGUUUCAUUUUAUUUUUCUUUAUCGGUUCUUCGUUUUCUUUAUUUUGAUUUUGCUCUGCAUGUUUUCGUUUUGUUCAAUACAAAUAAAUAAAUCACAUGCCAAAUUGGUGCGUACCAAAGCUGGGAACGCACAUGAAAUACACACAAAACGAAUAUCUAAAACAACUUUAAGAGCAGAUCAUUAGUUAGUAAUAGAAAGUGAAAAUGAGAGCGUUUUCCUUGAAAAUUCCUCGGACGAGGUGUAUGCUCAUCACUUCGAUAGUUUUUUGUUGCCUCACAAUCGCACAAUCCAUUUUGCCUACACACAAUAUGUCCAACAAGGAAAAAAAUCAACUCAAAGAAGAAACGUUAGAAAUGUUUUACCAUGGGUACCGAUCGUAUAUGGAAAAUGCAUAUCCAGCCGAUGAAUUGAUGCCAUUAUCGUGUCAAGGCCGGUUUCGGGGAGUUACACCGAGCCGAGGCGAUAUGGACGACGUAUUAGGAAACUUCUCGAUGACUUUAGUCGACACAUUAGAUACAUUAGUUAUUAUUGGUGACUAUGAUGAAUUUGAGCAUGCUGUUAAAUUAGUCAUUGACAAUGUAAAAUUCGACAAUGACAUCAUUGUGUCAGUGUUCGAAACGAAUAUUAGAAUGAUUGGCGGAUUACUGUCAGCGCACAUAUUGGCAGAGUAUAUUCGAAAAAAUGAGCGUGGUAAUGAUGCUCAUUUACAAUGGUACCGUGGUGAAUUACUUGAAAUGGCCAAAGAUUUGGGAUAUCGGCUACUGCCUGCUUUCAACACAACUACUGGCAUUCCGCAUGCCCGAAUUAAUCUAAAGCACGGCAUGAAAUCGGAGGAACUUAAGAAUUCCCGUGAAACAUGCACCGCAUGCGCUGGUACAAUGAUAUUGGAGUUUGCUGCAUUGUCUCGACUAAGUGGUGAACCGAUCUUCGAAGCAAAGGCCCAUGCUGCAAUGGACGCACUUUGGAAAAUUCGACAUCGAAGCUCCGAUUUAAUGGGAACAGUCAUGAACGUUCACUCCGGCGAUUGGGUUCGUCGCGAUUCUGGCGUUGGAGCCGGUAUAGAUUCAUACUACGAAUAUUGUCUGAAAUCAUACGUUCUACUGGGCGAUAGUCGUUAUUUAGAUCGUUUCAACAAACAUUAUGCAGCUGUUAUGAAAUAUAUAUCACAUAAUGGACUUCUAAUGGACGUUCAUAUGCAUAGACCACAUACAAAAUCUCGAAACUACAUGGACGCGUUACUCGCCUUUUGGCCUGGAUUGCAAGUACUCUUUGGCGAUCUAAAACCAGCUGUUCAAACCCAUGAAAUGCUUUACCAAGUCAUGCAAAUGCACACAUUCCUGCCAGAAGCGUUCACAUUCGAUUUUCAAAUCCAUUGGGCUCAACAUCAUAUUCGACCCGAAUUCAUAGAAUCAACGUACUUUCUUUAUAAGGCAACCGGUGACGACUACUAUUUGCAAGUGGCGAAAAAAGUGCUGAAAUCUUUACAAGAACACACUCGUGUUAAAUGCGGUUUUGCAGCAGUAAAUGACAUCAGAACGGGGAAAAACGAAGACCGGAUGGACAGUUUCGUUUUGUCGGAAACAUUGAAAUAUUUAUAUUUAAUAUUUGCCGAACCGUCCGAAAUUGAUUUGGAUUUAGACCGAUUCAUAUUCACUACCGAAGCGCACUUACUACCACUUUCACUUGGCCAACUGGGAAAUAUAACGAGAACGCGUGGAGAUAGUGAUGAAAGUAGCGAACAAGUAUUGACAAUGAACUACAUGCGAUCGUGCCCUAGUCCAAAGCAUCUUUUUCCUGAAACAGUACGAAAACCAAUGAAAGAUUUAGUAUCCGGUGUAUGUCCGCGGACUUCAAGCGCUAAACGCAUAAGCGCCAUUGAGUUCAGAGCAAGUAAUGCUGAACACAGACGUACUGUUUCGGACAUGGGAAUAACGAUGAUCUCAGUGGGUGAUGGAAAGGUGCAACUAAUGCACAAUUUCUAUAAUGCCAAAACACCAGAAGAUGCCGAAAAAGGUUUGCUGUUUAUGAGAGAAAUUGUUGAAUUAUCUAAGUCAUCGCAUAUAGCCACUUCGGUAACUACCGAACUGCAAGCGGUUUUCUUCAAAAAAGAAACGGGUGGUAUUGAGCUUUUGGUUGCCGGACCAUCACAUUUUUCAAAAUCUUUGACUGGAAAUGAAUCUAUACAGCGAAAACCAGUUUAUGCUGUACCAUUCCGAUUGUGCGAGCCAUUACAAAUACCAGUUGAUGAGAUUAAAGAUCGAAUACUGGUAGUGGAGCGUGGUGAUUGUACUUUCAUUGAAAAGGCCAGAAAGGGUCAAGAAGCUGGAGCAGCAGCUAUUAUUGUUGUAGAUAAUGUACCAGAUUCUAAUGCAGAUGAACAACCAAUGUUUGCAAUGAGCGGUGACGAAAAUGAUGAUGUGCAAAUACCAUGUGUUUUCAUGUACACACGUGAAAAAGACAUUCUCAUGAAAGCAAUAUCCAAGAAUCCAGAUUUAGAGAUAAGCAUAAUGCAGAUGAGUGGAUUGAAAAAGCGACUUCAAUCUUCAAUUAAUAAAGACGAAACAAGUACCGACGAUAAGGCGUAGGUUAUAUCAAUCAACUUCCCUGUAAAUAAAACCCAAAAAAAAAAACCGAUUUGAAAACAACAACAACAAAUAAAAUUAGGCGUAUUCGAUAGAAACGUUGAACGUUUUUAUUGACAGAAAAUGUGUAAAAAGAUGCAAUAGAAAUUUGCUUGAAUUUUUUUACUUUUUAGAUUUAAGUAUGAAAUGUAUGAAUUUAUGCGAUUAAGAAAAUUCGAAUAAAAAAAUGUCCGAAGAAAA